AUGUACCCCUUCGAUGCCCACCACGGCUACUGCAGUACCACCCACGAGGAGCACCCACCCCAUCACACCGCGGAAGAUUGGAAGGACCACGACCCGGCCCUCCGGAUUCCCUACUCCUCAACUGACUACGAAUCGGAGGCGGUCUGUGCCCUCUCAGCUGCGAAGCUGGUGAUUUCGCCGAACUUCUGCUGGGAGGACGCCUUGUGGGCGGGCUGCUCGCGGCAUCUGACCGGCUGGAGCAACGUGAAGACGCGGGUGGGGCUAGGGACGACUAAGCGACUCUGUUCGGUGGUCCUAGACACCGGCUCCCCGUUUAGCAUCAUGAGGCCCGAUCAUGCACGCGAAAUCCCCGGGGCCAAAAUCUGUCCCUGCGAGUCGCCAUUCAUGCUGCACGGCUGGGACCAGGAAGACGUCCAGCAUGAAGUGACCGAGUACGUGGUCUUCCACAUGUUCAUCCCCGAGCAUCUGGGCCGGCCAAACGAGGACCGGCGCUGGGCGCGCAUCGUCGUCCGGGCCUUUUGUGUCCCCGGGACGUCGGACACCUUGUCUCUCGUGGUCGGCUCCUCCCUCAUGGCCCAGGAAGGGAUUACCCUCGAUCUCAAGAAUGGUGUCGGAGUGGUGAGCCCGGGGGAUCUCGAGUUCCGUCUGGAUAUGGGUUAUAAUCCCGAGGCGCCGAAUCGUAAUGUCGAGUGA
This is a messenger RNA of Aspergillus aculeatus ATCC 16872, 693 nucleotides long. RefSeq lists its product as uncharacterized. The coding region runs from base 1 to 693 and encodes 230 amino acids. The transcript is spliced from 2 exons. The record is from RefSeq and is a predicted model, not a curated record. Lineage: Eukaryota; Fungi; Ascomycota; Eurotiomycetes; Eurotiales; Aspergillaceae. Gene Ontology annotation, molecular function: aspartic-type endopeptidase activity. Gene Ontology annotation, biological process: proteolysis.